AUGGAGGUGUGGGACUUCGAGCGGAUUGCGAGUACGCCCCUGUUGGCCGCCGCGUUCGAGGACUAUUCUAAGAGGGCGCUUUGCCACGAGUCGGUGCUCUUUCUGAGCGAGGUUUCUCGGUACCAGAACAAUAACUACCCCAUGCCGACAAGAGCAUCUUCCGCUUCAUCUCCGAGAAUUCAGUUUGGUUCGUUCUGCUAUAUCACGGAUACCUUCAUCAAGGCCGGCUCACCUGAGGAAGUAAACAUAAGGAUGAUAUUUUCGCGAGCGCAUCGGGACGUUAAGAAUAUGCUGGAAGCCAACCUGGUCCUCCGCUUCCUCAACACGGACCGCUUCAAGAACGUGAGGGUGCAAAGAGAGAAUAUGAAGGCCAUGAUGGGCUCCCCACCCCCACAGGAGGGACAGUAG
Ectocarpus siliculosus is the source of this 408-nucleotide messenger RNA. The record is from the annotation of a GenBank genome assembly. Lineage: Eukaryota; Phaeophyceae; Ectocarpales; Ectocarpaceae.